Chaetura pelagica (chimney swift) is the source of this 527-nucleotide messenger RNA. It is a transcript of the gene NKX2-6, whose product is annotated as NK2 homeobox 6. The record is from RefSeq and is a predicted model, not a curated record. NCBI's taxonomy places the organism in Eukaryota, Metazoa, Chordata, Aves, Apodiformes, Apodidae. Gene Ontology annotation, cellular component: nucleus. The transcript has a single exon. Gene Ontology annotation, biological process: regulation of transcription by RNA polymerase II; cell differentiation. The annotation marks the transcript as partial. Gene Ontology annotation, molecular function: DNA-binding transcription factor activity, RNA polymerase II-specific; RNA polymerase II cis-regulatory region sequence-specific DNA binding.
GAGAAUGUUUCCUCACCCCCCCUUUCCAGGCAGAUGAGAGGAAAACUGAUCCCUGCCCCAAGAAGAGACAGAGGAGGAAACCCCGGGUCUUGUUCUCCCAAGCUCAAGUCUUUGAACUGGAGAGAAGAUUUAAGCACCAGAAAUACCUCUCUGCUCCAGAAAGGGAGUGCCUGGCCAGCCUGCUGAAACUCACCUCCACCCAGGUGAAGAUUUGGUUCCAAAACAGGAGGUACAAGUGCAAGAGGCAAAGGCAGGACCAGUCCCUGGAGCUGGUUGCCCACCCCUUGCCCCCCAGGAGGGUGGCAGUGCCCGUGCUGGUCAGGGAUGGGAAACCUUGUCUUGGGGUUUCCCAGCCUUGCCCAGUUCCCUGCAGCAUCACCCCCAGCCCUUACACCUACAGCUCCUACUACAGUCCCUAUGGGGCUGCCUAUGGGGGGGGCUACACGGGGCUGCCCCCCAGUGCCACCCUGAGCUUGGCCUUGGCCAGCAGCACCCAGUGCUUGCAAGCAGGGACCAGGGCUUGGUAG